AGCGCAUUCCCCCAAGAGCUGAGAGGGAUCAGAGCAACAUCUGUAUUAUAAAUGUGUGUGUGUUAUAUUUAUAUUACUGCACACACACACACACUUUUUUUUUUUUUUAAUGCAACCAUUUUUUUUUCAUCUUUUGGAGAGACUAAACUGAUUCCUUCUGAGUCUUUGGCAGAAUAACAGAUAUGUUGUGUGUUCAGGAGUCGGGUGGGUGUCUCCGUGAGCACAUGCGCUGUAUGAUGCGCUCCCUGCAGGACCUGAAACAGCUACACCAGACUAGCGGGAUGGCGCCCUCGUCCGGCCCCUGCAAGCUGCUGAUUGGUCGGCGUGAGCGGCGAGCGCGGCUCCGAAUCAGUGACGCCAGCGACACCAGCAGCUCCGACUCGGCUUGCCGGCUCUCCUGCCCCCCAGAGGACGAGGACAGCAGCGCGUCCAGCAGUCUCGAAUUUGACUCUGGAUACUCUGAGGCGUCGUGGCCCGACGAGGGGCCUGUGGUGCUGCGGCGAUUCAGAAAAGUACGCGCCGCGUCGGCCGACCUCGAUCUAGAACCGAGCCCUCGUCCUAGGACGCGUCCCAAAUCCACGUCGGAUGCCUGCCUGGAAAAGUGGACGUCGUUCGAGGUACCGACCGAACCGGAGGACUGGACAGCGGCGCUGCUGACGCAAGGGCGCAACCGGCAUCCGCUCGUUCUCGGGGAUAACAGCUUUGCCGAUCUCAUUCAGAACUGGAUGGAUUUGCCUGAGUGCCCGUCGGAACCGACAGAACCGAGGCCUAGCGUGAGCAAACGGUUAGCCAAGGACUUUCUGGGCAACGUGAGACGAAGGAUAGCGAGGAUUUCACAGAAUGUAGACGGACAGAAAAAGUUUGUCUCAGACUCGUCUAGGUCAAACAGAGCCGCCACGGCAACCAAGCGACUCUCGUGUCCUGUCGAUGUUCCGCGGAAAAUGCCGUUUUUCCACAAAUCUCACAUGGACCUUCAGGAGCUCGACUCGGACUUUUACCGCUUCACGGCGCUCAUGAAGACGGGCAGCCGACAGCCAAUCAUCUGUAACGACAUCAUCGGGUACAUAUGAGGGACUGAGUGGAUUCUUCUGACUGAAUGGACUCUGAUCUUUACGGACACGCCGCUGUAUUACAGUCACCAUGUCGCUGAUGGUCACGCUAAUAAUAAUGCUAUAUAAAGCUAUAAUAAUAAUAUUAAUAAUAAUAAUAAAGCUUGCUUUUGUAAA
This is a messenger RNA of Clarias gariepinus (North African catfish), 1226 nucleotides long. It is a transcript of the gene inka1a, whose product is annotated as inka box actin regulator 1a. The record is from RefSeq and is a predicted model, not a curated record. Lineage: Eukaryota; Metazoa; Chordata; Actinopteri; Siluriformes; Clariidae. Gene Ontology annotation, molecular function: protein kinase binding; protein serine/threonine kinase inhibitor activity. Gene Ontology annotation, cellular component: nucleus. The coding region runs from base 183 to 1070 and encodes 295 amino acids. The transcript has 2 exons.